AUGGAGAAGAGGUCGCCAGGCGGGCGUUGCGACGCUUGGGACGAGGGGACGAACCCGAUGUGCAAGGGGGGUGGCGAUCUGCCCGACUUUUGCCACCAGGCGUGGUGUUACGUGGACCCGUGCAACUGCGACAUAGAGAUCCCGCCGAAGCCCACCACUUACAUGGAAGGCGCGAAGUAUCAGGGGCGUCCUGUCCACUGGUCGUACCACACGUGCUCCGCCACCGACAGCUGGUCUCUGGAACACAACCAGAAGCAGCCAAGUCCGGACGAGAUCAAGGCGAUGUGCGCCAAGCCGCCCGACACGCGGAUAUAUGGGAAG
Molecule: messenger RNA, 321 nt
Organism: Prorocentrum cordatum
Lineage: Eukaryota; Dinophyceae; Prorocentrales; Prorocentraceae
Source: the annotation of a GenBank genome assembly